Messenger RNA from Ixodes scapularis (black-legged tick), 2154 nucleotides. Its product is annotated as nose resistant to fluoxetine protein 6. Bases 1 to 2154 code for a protein of 717 amino acids. The transcript has 15 exons. The record is from RefSeq and is a predicted model, not a curated record. Gene Ontology annotation, molecular function: acyltransferase activity, transferring groups other than amino-acyl groups. NCBI's taxonomy places the organism in Eukaryota, Metazoa, Arthropoda, Arachnida, Ixodida, Ixodidae.
AUGGGUGUCUCUUGGAUUCGGUGGCGGCUAGUACUACUGGUAAUACCCGGCGCUCUUCUGUUUCAACGGGUUACCGGCGACAUCGAUGAGGCAACGACGAGAAACAUAGAAGCAGACUUUGACGGAAUAUUCAGGGAUAUUAUCCGGAAGGCUGCGCCCUUAGCAUCUGAAGUGGCCGGAAGUGCGGAGUUGAGCGGUCCUUGUUCGGCGAGCCUGUUGAAGUUUUUCCUGCACCUACGACUCAAGGAGCCAUGGGCAUUGAGAAUGCUGACGGCCAAUGGCUUGCUCCCCACAAACCUUUUUGAGGGAAGUUUCAUCAACUUGGGAGGCUAUGAACAGUGUCUCAAGACAAGACUUCUGGAUUCCGAAGGCAAGGUCACGCUCAAGGGCCAGUAUUGUUCCCUGUUCGUUAAGCCUCCCAAAGCACUUAUGGAAAGCACGGUGAAGAAGUUCCAAAAGGUCGGUCUACUACGGGGCCGUGAAGAUCCCUUAACCUUCAAUACGGACACAAGGGUUCAGAGCGUGGACUUCAGACUCGGGAUUUGCAUGCCAUCCCCGUGCUCCAGCGAAGAACUCAACUUCCUCGUGAGAUCUGUAUUCAAUAAAUUUGGCAUCAAUUCGACUAUCAAAGGUUGCAGGACGGAUGACCCUAGACCAGUCACGCGGCUUCAGGCCACCUGCAUCUGCUUCUUCUGCGCCUUAACGCUUCUGGUUGGCCUGGGGACGCUCACCGAGUGGCACUUUAAGAGACAAGCUACCGUAAAUGCCAAACGGAGUCCAGGCUCUGCAUGCAGAGUCCUCAUAUGGUUCUCCGUGGUGACAAACACACGGCGUCUUUUCGACACAAGUCAGUUCAAAGGCAGCAGCCGUGAGCCGUUGCUGUUUCUGAGUGGCAUCAAAUUGAUCCUCUGCUUCUGGGUUGUCUUCUUUCACUCCUACACCAUAAUUCAGCCGGAAUUCUACCAUUCUGGCUUUAAGAUAUUUGAUCUGGGAGAUCGGAUUUACUUUCAGCUAAUUGUCAACGCCUUUCUGUCUAUCUCGAGUCUAUUCUUUAUCAGGGGCUUUACGUUUUCUUUUUUCAUGAACGAGACAAGCACUUACCGCGGAAGCAGCGGUUAUAUUCGAACCUAUAUAUUCGCCACCAUCAAGCGUUACUUGAGGCUAACAAUGCCAGUGGUGGUAGUCAUGCUGCUGGCCUUCCUCUUGCCCAUCAUGGCGGACGGUCCAGCCGACCAGGAACUUUUCACACAACAGAUUAACGGUUGUGCCAAAAACUGGUGGACGGUUCUCGUCCACACCAAUAACUUCAAUCCAUUGAAUGAGUCUUGCUUAACAAGUCUGUGGUAUGUGAGCACAGAAAUGCAAGUUUUCGUCAUCACCCUUCCAUUAACCAUGCUGCUUUCAAGAUUCCCCAGGACAGCCGCAACCAUCUUAGUCCUAACGGCACUAGGGUUCAGCAUAUACACAACACUGCGCACUUACUUCUGGAAUCUCUUUUUCUCGAUGACAACCGGAUCAAACAACGGAAAACGACUUUUUCAGACUCUCGAGUUGAUCUACUUCAGGCCAUUCACACAUGUGGCAACCUAUGUGUGUGGGAUCUUAUCGGGCUACGCGGCAGUACACUACAAGAAGAGAAACAUUCCUUACAUGAUCCAGUCAACGCUUUGGCUGCUGUCUGCGACUGCAGCUGGAUUCGUAAUGUUUGUAACCGUGCCAUGGAAUAGAGGGAACCUUCCGGACGACAUCACCAACGCUCUCUACGGAGGCUUCCAUCGACUGGUGUGGUCCCUGGCGCUCUGUUGGCCCAUCUACGCAUGUGCAACAGGUCACGGAGGUAUCAUUGCCUGGAUGUCAUCUUGGAAAGGCUUCAUACCCUUGGCCAGGCUUACAUAUGGAGUUUACCUUCUUCAUGGACUGUUUCUCCUUCUUCGAAUGGGAUUGGUCAAGAGCCGUUUUAACUUGGACGAAUUUUUCCAGCUGACGAAUACGCUGGGAAUAAUCGCACUAAGCUAUUACUUCGCCUAUUUGCUGUACCUGGUGUGUGAAGCACCGAUUGAAAACUUUUCAGCAGCUGUGUUUGAUAGGUGCGGAAAGAAGGAGCUUUCGAAUUCCUCGAAGCCAGUGAGCAAUGGUCAGAACACGAAGGUUUGA